UUAAUCAUAUAUAUAAUACUAGUAUUAUAUAUAACUAGUAUUAUAUAUAUGGUUUUAAUUGAGCGAUUGAGGCUAGAUUAAUGAGGUUAUAUCGAUGCUUCCUGGAUAGAUGGAUCGCCAUAUCAAAGAAAUCCUUGAGAAUUACCCUAAUUUUCUAAACGAUGAUCACGUGAUUGAUUGUACUUGGGAAGAAGAUGAGGAUACUAAGAAAGCACCGUUUGUCAGAAUUUUACCUAGAAAUUUUUCUGUAAAAGAUGUCACCUAUAUAAGAAAAAGAAGGGGGUGCUACUUCCUAGUUAAAUAUAAUUUUGACACCGGCGAAGACCUACCAACAGGAAAUGGAUUAAAGGUGUUGGUAGAUCGGAUUAAAAAAUAUUCUCCAUCGAAUACUGUGAUAGUGGACGAAUGUAUAGAACCUCCAAAAUUAUCGUCAUAACGUACGUAGUUUGUUGCAAAUACAGCCGACUGGAUUUUGAAUGGCCCAUACAAACACCAAUUAAAGUAUGGGCUAUGCAAAAUGCGCUCGAAAAAUUUCACAUAUAAAGGUAAUUAGGUAAAUUUCACAUGUAAAGGUAAUUAAAAUAAUAUGACUUGUUA
Messenger RNA from Tribolium madens (black flour beetle), 597 nucleotides. RefSeq lists its product as uncharacterized. NCBI's taxonomy places the organism in Eukaryota, Metazoa, Arthropoda, Insecta, Coleoptera, Tenebrionidae. The record is from RefSeq and is a predicted model, not a curated record. Bases 110 to 436 code for a protein of 108 amino acids. The transcript is spliced from 2 exons.